Messenger RNA from Desarmillaria tabescens, 1266 nucleotides. RefSeq lists its product as uncharacterized. Lineage: Eukaryota; Fungi; Basidiomycota; Agaricomycetes; Agaricales; Physalacriaceae. The coding region runs from base 1 to 1266 and encodes 421 amino acids. The transcript is spliced from 6 exons. The record is from RefSeq and is a predicted model, not a curated record.
AUGAAUGUUAGGAUUGUAUCAAGCCACAUCAGAGCCUUUGAGCAGACAUCUGACCUUCCAGAAGAUAUCUUCGAUGCCAGUUAUCCAAUCUCAGCAACAAAUUUCUGGUUAGUCGCGACGAAAGGAGCGAUCAGUUAUAUUCAUUCUGAUUGUCACGGUGUUGGUACCUUCAUGGAAGUUCUUUGUGGGCAGAAGUUGUGGGAAUGGGAGGCCAAAGUUGUUUUGCUGGAACCCGGCUCUGCCUUUUAUAUGCGUCCUGAUACUCAUCAUGCUGUUCUGACGCUCGAGAACUGCAUUGUGAGGGGUGGUCAUUUCUAUUCCACCGUUACCCUUUCGAAAACCGUCUCGGGCUGGGUUCAUACAUGUAUGCUUGGGUACAGGAUCAUCAAUGUUGUACACCCAGAGCUUCAUCAGCUCCUCCUUCGUAUGAUGUGUUACUUUCACACCGUUAUUGGUGAGAAAGGUCCUGAAACUCAAGACACAGACAUUCCCAGUAUAACAAGAGACGGACUGCUCGAACUCAUUGCGUUGGGAAAUCUGUGUAUAUUCGGAUCAGCCUUACUUCCUUGCAUCCUGCCAGACUCCACCGACGCCACGAGGCCCACAAUCACCAUGGCCGUGGAUUUUGGUUUAGUUUUCCUUGCAGAAAAUAAUGCCGUUGAGCCCUCCAUCGAUUCCACCAUCCUUGUUGAUGACAAAUUAAGCGUCUAUGCUCAGUUUCUCAACAUUGGGGAUUUUGCUAGAAGCUCCAUGGCUCACUUUGGGUGUUCUUUGAUCUUCUACGCUCGAAAGGCUUUAAGAGUGCGCAAGGCUCAGGGAGAACAUGAAUCCCUCAUGUUUAAUUUUGAUUCAUUUCGUCAAGAUGUUGCAAAUUCGUUGGAGACCUUUUUGCAAAUGGAGCUGACCACCGACUUUCUCCAUGCGUACAAGCGACGGGUGGCACAUUUGCAUGUUAGGCCCAUAUUUUUGGUUCGCAAGAAAGUUGACCUCCUUGAUCUGAGUGCCUAUUUUGACUGGAAUACAGCCACCAAUUUUGAUUGCUCUGACGUUGAAGAUGAUAGUGAUGAUAGUGAUGGAGAUGACUGUGAAUUAGGAAAGAAAGAGGAUGGCCACAGCAGAGAUAACAGUGGGUCAAAGGACGAUAAUACAGAGAAAAAGAAGGAUGCUCCCGAGGAGCUUCAGGAAUCUGAUGUCGAGUCAGAACCAAUGUCAGGUGAGGAUGAAUCUAUGCACUCGGAGUACACACCAAGCAAGUCCGUUCUAUAA